GUUUAUUUUAAUUAAGGAGCUGGGUAUUGAUUAACAGUGAUGGAUUUCACUGUCUCAUAUACAAGGUAUACAAGGUAUUUGAUUCCAAGACCUUGAAGGCAAUCAUUUCAAUAACAGGAUUCUCAAAGGCAAAUUCCAACAGUGAUAGAAAAACAAUUCAAAUGUUGUCAUUUGUAUUUAUUUUAUUAUUCAUUUCAUAUAUAUUUUCAAAUUAAUUGUUUUGACAGGUCAGGCCCUGGCUUUCGUUAGAUUGUGUAAGUGUAAUCAACGUUGUCGCUACCAAUAAAUAAGGUAAGUACUGUAUUACUGAAGCUGUAAUACAACAAAAUUCACCAUUGUGAGAAUUGAACAGAUUUGCAGAAAACAGCCGUGUCCAGUUUCAGCACUAAGGACAGCGACAUUGCAUCACAAUGGAGAAUGUGCUUUAUGGCACCAUUCAAAAAAUGGAAUAAUAAAAAAAACAUGUAAAACAUCAUAAAGGCACAAGUAUACAUAAUACAUCAUAAAUUCAAGUGAAAAUGAACAAAAAUAUUGCAGACGCCAUAUUUCUUUUAAUUAAAUUGAUUUCCAUCUAAUAGUAUAGCAUAUACAGCAGUAUAUAUACAGUCAUUUACUAUAUAUAGUAAAUGACUGUUGACUGACAGACUUUUAUUUGUUUUUUUUCAUCAUUGCUUUUGUUAAGAAACCAAAACAUGCCAGCUCCAAGGACCUUAAAGACACUUGAAAUAUGACAACGCCAGCUUUGUGACAAGUAUACAAGAACAAUAAGAUCUGAGCUCUCAUUAUAAUGACCAUUAAUCAAAGCUAAAAAAGUAACCAAGUGACCAUUGCAUCCAUUGGCAAUGUGAUGGUCACAUAUUGAAAAUGUUUGUGCGUCAUGCCACUCGGCAUUAGGUGCUAUUUUCGUCCUGCCCUGGAAGACAUUCAUCUAGCAUCUACCCACCCUGACAGCAUCCAAUAAACCCACCACUCCCAUUCAUCUCCACACCCACAACAACCCACCCCCACCCACCUUGCACCCCUCUCUCUCCCUCUCUCUCUCUCACACACUCUUCCCGCAGAUUUCCCAGAGCUUUGAAGACUUAAAACCACCGUAAGAUAAUUGUGAUUGGACUUGAAAGACCACUACAUGUGAAAGCACAAGUUCUAUCCAACAGGGGAUCUUCUUUGGUACUAUUUUGGAUCCUUUUUUUGGUUUGCUCCUGGCUGUGGUUAUCAAGUCAUUACUGUUGCUCCAACAAACAAAGAGUUUCCUCAAUGAAAGUCCAGUCCCGGGUCAACUACAGUACUUGAGGACACAGAACAAGAUGACCAUCCACGUCGAGGGUAUCGUGGCCAUUGUUGUUUUUUACCUGGUGAUUCUCUUUGUGGGCAUUUGGGCGGCGUGGAAGAACAAGAACUCGGGAGUUGGUGAUGGAGGAGACCGGAGCGAGAGCAUCAUGGUCGGAGGGCGGGACAUUGGCUUGUUUGUGGGCGUGUUCACAAUGACCGCUACAUGGGUCGGUGGGGGAUACAUUAACGGGACAGCGGAGUAUGUCUACUUGCCUGACUAUGGCUUGGCGUGGGCACAAGCACCCUUUGGAUAUGCUCUCAGUCUGGUACUCGGUGGUCUGUUCUUUGCCAAACCCAUGCGUUCACGGGGCUACGUCACCAUGCUGGAUCCUUUCCAACAGCUCUAUGGAAAGAGGAUGGGGGGUCUUCUCUUCAUCCCUGCUGUCAUGGGAGAAAUCUUCUGGUCUGCGGCCAUUUUAUCUGCUCUCGGAGCUACUCUGAGUGUGAUUGUGGACAUCAACAUCAACAUGUCGGUGAUGAUCUCAGCCUUGAUUGCUAUCUUCUACACUCUUGUGGGAGGACUCUACUCGGUAGCAUACACAGAUGUAGUUCAACUCUUCUGUAUCUUUGUGGGUUUGUGGAUCAGCGUGCCUUUUGCAUUAUCCAAUCCUGCCGUGUCAGACAUCACAGUGACAGCCAAGGAGGCAAUCUACCAGUCGCCCUGGCUGGGGAAGAUUGAUCCCGCAGAUAAAUGGCUGUGGGCAGAUAAUUUCUGUUUGCUGAUGUUGGGGGGGAUUCCAUGGCAGGUCUAUUUUCAACGGGUUCUUUCUGCCUCUUCAGCUACCUACGCCCAGGUCCUUUCCUUCCUCGCUGCAUUUGGCUGUUUGGUCAUGGCCGUGCCCUCUGUCCUCAUAGGCGCUAUAGGGGCCUCCACUGACUGGAACCAGACUUCUUAUGGGGCCCUCCCUCCGAAGGACAAGGAUGAAUCCGACAUGAUUCUUCCCAUUGUGCUUCAGCACCUUUGCCCAUCUUACGUCUCCUUCUUUGGCCUGGGGGCCGUGUCGGCAGCAGUCAUGUCAUCUGCAGAUUCCUCUAUUCUCUCAGCCAGCUCCAUGUUUGCAAGGAACAUCUAUCAACUUGCUUUUCGACAGUCGGCCUCAGAUCGUGAGAUUGUCUGGGUGAUGCGCCUCACAAUCUUUGUUUUUGGAGCCCUCGCCACUGCCAUGGCAUUAUUAACAGGAACCGUGUACGGCCUAUGGUACCUGAGCUCGGACCUGGUCUACGUCAUCGUCUUUCCACAACUUUUAAGUGUCCUUUUCGUCAAAGGAACUAAUACUUACGGCUCAGUGGCUGCCUAUGUUUUUGGUCUUUUGCUACGAAUUGGUGGAGGUGAACCGUACCUGAAACUCCCUCCUUUCAUCUAUUACCCUGGAUGGGUGACCCAGGAGAAGAUCCACCGCCUUACCGGGGAGGUUGAGUACUUUGUCCAGCAGAGGUUCCCUUUCAAGACCAUGUCAAUGGUGGCGUCCUUUUUAGCAAAUGUGGCAUUUUCCUACCUGACAAAGUACCUGUUUGAAAGCGGGACACUGUCACACAAGUACGAUUUCCUCGAUGCCGUGAUAUCGAAGCACAGCAAGGAGAUCAUGGACAAGACCACACUGGUGAGUCACGACAACAUCAUCCUUUCAGAGAUUGCGCCUGUCAAACAAGCCUUGGGUGCAUCCCUCGCCGGAACCUUCAUGAACAGAGAGGUCCUGAGUGAUGACGACGUGUCGAGUCCUGAGGAUUUUAAAACUGAAAACGAGGCAUUCAAGGCACAAUAGGAACAUUUCUUCUGAAAGUGGAGUCAAAACCAGUGGAGCUCUGCAAUGGCUUCCAGGUAAUUCCACAUAUUUUAUUUGAUGGAGAUUCAGAAAAGUCAAUUUCUAAGACUGGUCCUUCCAAGUCAGAUGGUCCAGAGGUGAGACAAGACUCUUACCUUUGGAGAUCAGAUAAAAGGACCAUCUCCAGAUCAUACAGGUCCAAUGGUUCUGUCAUAUUCAUCCACAAAUGUAUAACACAAUUACAUUUUUACUAUCUAUCCUAUUUUGUGUAGCACAGUAUUUCCAAAGCAAAAGGUUGUAAUCCGAAUGGAAAUGAUUAAUGCGGCUGAACAAAGGAACCAUCUUUGACUUGGGAUUUUCAUCUUGAAUGUUGACUAUUUGUAUUAAGUUGUAAAGAAACAAAUAUUACAACCAUAUUUAAGUGCUGCUACAAGUAGGGAGAUACUGCAGGAGUUUUAGUUGAUGGGACUAGUGCAAUACCUUUGUUUCUAUGUCCUGGACGGUCACAGAGGCAUCAACAAGUGUCUCAACUUCCUAAGUUUCGGUUGCAUUGAGAAAGUGUAUGAAUAGAGCAGGGGUCACCAACGCUGUGCCCGCGGGCACCCAAUGCGCCCACGUGGACCACUUAAGGCGCCCGCGAGGCAUCUUCUAAAAAUAGCAUUCAUUCAUUCAUUUUCUACCGCUUUUUCCUCAUGAGGGUCGCGGGGGUGCUGGAGCCUAUCCCAGCUGUCUUUGGGGCGAGAGGCGGGGUACACCCUGGACUGGUGGCCAGCCAAUCACAGGGCACAUAUAGACAAACAACCAUUCACACUCACAUUCAUACCUAUGGACAAUUUGGAGUCGCCAAUUAACCUAGCAUGUUUUUGGAAUGUGGGAGGAAACCGGAGUACCCGGAGAAAACCCACGCAUGCACGGGGAGAACAUGCAAACUCCACACAGAGAUUGCCAACGGUGGAAUUGAACCCUAAAAAUAGCACUGGUCACAAAUUAUCAUUGUUAUUUUGUGCUUUAAAUUUUGAAUCAGAAUUGCUUACAUUAAUGUAUUUUUUUUAAUCGUCUUAUAACAUCAAAAAUUAAAACAAUAAUUAAAGUUCAUGUGUGCGCACGCGUCCGCUCACCGCUUUUCUGAUAUAGUGCAGCGGUGAUGAGGAGUUAGCUUACUCGUGCAGUUUAGCUCCCAAAAACAUGGCAGAAAAGCGAAAAAGGACUUACAUUUUCCACAGUGAUUUGGAGAAAGAAUAUUUUGAAGAAAAAUGUAUGUGUCUUAUUUGCGGGACGACUGUUGCAAUACCAAAACUUGCCACGAAAGCUUCAAUGCGAGCUACCCACGCGGCAGCGCAUUAAGGACGCAAAAGGCCCGUUUGUUAAAGGCAGCUUUGGACAAACAAAGGACUUUUUUCACUAGGCAGGUGAAAAAAAUCACAGAAAGUUGUUCCCUCUGACUUCUUCUUGUUAAAAAAAAUAUGUUUUUGUUACCAUUAUUGUGGAAAAUAAUUAACAUUGAUAUGUGAGCAGUCGCUUCACAUAGUGUUACUACUACUAUUCCUUUUGUUCUGAUUACUAAAAAGUGAUCCGUGCAGUAUUGUUAUUUUGGAAGUUCACCGCAAAACACGUCAUGUAGCCCUUCAUAAUAUCCAUGCUCACAAAGUAGCCCUCGGACUCAAAAAGGUUGGUGACCCCUGGAAUAGAGCAAUAAUAUUUUUUAGUAUCGAUAUUGUACAGAUUAUGUGUGCAAAUCAAAGUUUAUUGUAUUCACGAUGCUUUUAAUCACAUUCUGACCUCAUAAGAUUCAACACGUGACAUAAUAUACAGUCCAACCUCGGUUUUCAAAUGCUCCUGAUGAAAAUGUUGCCUUGGUCUUGAACACUGUCUCAGUUAUCGUACAGUAUUGUGUGUAACAAGGGUAUGUAGAUAGCAGAUUGCUAGUUUAUUUAACCUAAAACCUAGUCCCGUGCUACUUUGUUGACACAUUACUAUAGUAUUCUGCAGGCACAUUCAUUUAGCUAACUCAAAUAUAUCAUAAUGUUCCAAAAACUAGGACUCAGUUCGCCCUGUGCCGUAUCAUUCUGUGGAAUCCAUUGUCCACACAAACAAUCCCACGUGUUGGUAAUGUAUUUGCUACAAAACGUGCUUGUCAUCGAUAGUUUUUCUCUGUAAGAUGUGUUUUGUGGUAAUAUUUUGGUUGUCCAGAACAAAUUCAUUGGAUUUACAUCCCGAUAUCGAUAAUCCAUGAGUGAAAUCGUCUGAUACCAAACCAUUCACAAAAUGAAAAUGGCCAAGAGCUACUAAUUUUUGUAAUAUUUAUUUCCAUAGCUCAUUUCAAACCAAACAAAACCAAAUGUUUGUUUUACCAGAACAUGAACCAAAUGCUGGUAUCCAUAAAUCACCUUUUGUAUUUUCACAAUGCAUUUAUUAUUAACUGAAAACCUGAAUGCAAAGCAGGUUUAUCCACCUCUGCUAGGUCCCUCCAUCCGCAUCCGCUGCCUUCUGAAGUGCAGAUGCAGCCGACUCCCUCUUCUGUACCCGUAGAGAAGCUACAGGGUCAGGCAAAAUGAUCUGUGACAUAUUUGUAGGUUAAAUAAAAAGCAAAUAAAGUAUUUUCGAAAAGUACAUAUAAUGUCAUUCUGUUUCAUUAUGUUAUAAAAAUUAAGUCAGUUCUGGCGGUGCGAAGUUGGCUGAUUGAUUUUGGUUUCAAUGCAGAUCCAGUAAUAGAUCAUGGCUACCAAUAUUGAAGUGCAAACGGAACGCUCGUUACAGAUUUGUUUUGAUAAACGUGUCCACAAUGAAAGCGUGAUGCUCACCAGUCCAAUUCGUGGCAGCAACUGAAAAAGAAACAAAAAACAAUGGUAUUAUAAAGAAACAAAGGAAAAUUGCAUUGUAUGAAAAAAAUGGCAUUAUAUGUACUAUGAAAAUAAAAACACUUUUUACACUGUUUUAUUUAACCUACAAAUAUAUCAGAUAAUUUUGCCUGAUUCAAAUGCACACAUCAUCCGGAAUCCGACGCAGCCCCGCACACAACCAAAGUUCCUCCUGCACUAAAAGCGCUACAUAGUGUCUCCAUGCUCCCAAAUCCAUAUCCCCAAAUUUUGACCACACUUGCAAGUCCAGCGGGUUGGGACCAGGGCUUUAGCCGAUGUUGAUCCCGUCCUUUUUCACUAAUAUCGUCUGGAACCAAUCGGUAUUGGAGCACCCCUAAUUUACAUCAUUUCUUAUAGGAAAAAUGUAUUCACUUUUUGUAUGAUUCAGUUUUGAAUCGAAUUAUCAAUGAAAACUGAGGUGCCAUUGUAUUUUUUCCUUUCCAUACAUUUCAAUUUAACUUUCUUUUAAUAAUAUUUCUGUCAUAUAGAUUCGAAACAAUUCAGAAUUUACCACAAUGUUGUCAAAGCUGUUGUGUGCAAUUCAUAUCAGUUUGUCAAACACCCAAAUAAUAUUGCAAAUAAUGACGGAUUUUUUUUUUCUUUAAUUCGUAGUGUUUUGGAAGCUGUGAACACGUACAAGUUGUAUAUCGUUUUACUUCGAAAUGAAGCAAUACUGGCAUUUUUUUGUGUGUCCUUGCUGAUCUCAAACCAACAUUUAAGUGAAAUAUAUAUUCUAGCGUUCCUGACACUGUGCAGAAAAUAACCAGGACGAAUCGACCUAAAUUUCGAUUGUGAAGACUGACAAAGGGGUCUUGGAAAAGGGAUGAAAGCAGCUAGAAAGGCUGGGCUAAAAAAGAUGCAUUAAGGGUCAUUAAAACAAAGAAUAAGAUGAAAGGACCCAAAGAAAACACUACUAGUGCUUGGGGGAUGAUUUAUUUUUUAUUCACUUUCCGACCUCGGUUUUUGCCAUCACGUACAUACAAAUCAUUCAUUGUUUCAUAGAACAGCAGCUUUGAAAAACAAUAGUUGUGAACUGAUUUUAGGAAUAUUCAACAAUUAUCACUUCACAGCCAGACAUUAGCCAGUAAGAAUUCGAAGUUUUGGGGAACGUGUACCUUCGACUUAUCUGCCAAUGCAGGUUAGCUAGACAGGAAAGCUUGUUUUUCCCAGGAUUGUGUGUCAGCACUGGUUUUUAUUGACCCAAACCAGCCAUCAAUUUGUCUACAGGACAAUUAAGCUAAUGCUGUAAAAAUGAUGGAGCAAAGUCUAUUUAGUGUUUGGUUUAAUUCUCAUAAAUCCGACCUUUUACUUUCAAGUGUUGUCCCAGUGUAUUUCUGGUGUUUUGUGUUUGUUACCAGUAUUGUACUUAUUAUAAAAUGGACCCGCCUUAAUUUAAUGAUAAAAAAGGACUGUGUUAGAAACACUCUGAGUGAGUGGUAACUUAUUUCAGUGUGCUUCUGUCAGGAUCAGGAUAGGAAAGAAUCUGAAGCGCUAAAAACAGGUCAUGCUGCCCAAUUGGUGGCCUUGUGGUUCCUCUUACAUCCCCAAAACAUGCAUGGUUGACGCUAAACGAUGCGUGUGUGACUGGUUGUUUGUCGAUAUGUGUCCUGUGAUUGACUGCUGACCAGUCCAGAAUGAAUGAAUGGAUGGAUGGAUGGAUGCUAUGCCUCCAAAAUGACUCCAGCUUCAAAAUCGAGCAGUGUGCUAUGCAAAGUGUCUGAGAAUUGGAAUUGAACGUCUAAAAACAACUCGAUAGUAUUCUUCAAUAAACAUCCCUGAGAGUGAUAGGUGUUCAGUCGUUGACCUCAAACAAACAAGUCAUGGUUCUAUUUGUGUAAAUUGCAAUUCAUGUGAUCCGUGUGCACCAAAAAGUAAAUGCAGCAUUGGAAAAUGUUGUUUGUUGAAACUGAAACUGCAGAUGAAUAGUACUCCAUAAAAUGUGUGUACAUGUAAAACUGUGAUCAUAUGUUGUAGGAUGAAUAAAAUUAUAAUA
Molecule: messenger RNA, 7946 nt
Organism: Doryrhamphus excisus (bluestripe pipefish)
Lineage: Eukaryota; Metazoa; Chordata; Actinopteri; Syngnathiformes; Syngnathidae
Product: high-affinity choline transporter 1-like
Biological process (GO): transmembrane transport; neuromuscular synaptic transmission; choline transport
Cellular component (GO): dendrite; synapse; plasma membrane
Molecular function (GO): choline:sodium symporter activity
Source: RefSeq, a predicted model, not a curated record